Messenger RNA from Arvicola amphibius (Eurasian water vole), 738 nucleotides. Its product is annotated as myosin light chain 6B-like. Gene Ontology annotation, cellular component: myosin II complex. Gene Ontology annotation, molecular function: structural constituent of muscle; calcium ion binding. Lineage: Eukaryota; Metazoa; Chordata; Mammalia; Rodentia; Cricetidae. The transcript has a single exon. The record is from RefSeq and is a predicted model, not a curated record.
GAGAGAUGGGUGCCCCAUCGGCAUACUGUCCUUUGGCCACCUGACAUCAUGCCUCCCAAGAAGGAUGUUCCUGUGAAGAAACCAGCAGGGCCCCCCAUCUCUAAGCCUGCUGCCAAGUCUGCAGCAGGGACCCCUCAAGCCAAGACCAAGGCUGAGCCAGCUGCCCCCCAGACUCCUGCAAAAACCCAGGAGCCUCCUGUUGAUCUCUCCAAAGUUGUGAUCGAGUUUAACAAGGACCAGCUGGAGGAAUUCAAGGAGGCCUUUGAGCUGUUUGACUGAACAGGUGAUGGCAAGAUCCUGUACAGCCAAUGUGGGGACCUGAUGAGGGCCCUGGGCCAGAACCCUACCAACGCCGAGGUGCUCAAGGUCCUGGGGAACCCCAAGAGCGAUGAGCUGAAGUCCCGACGCAUGGACUUUGAGACGUUCCUGCCUAUGCUCCAAGCAGUGGCCAAGAACCGGGACCAAGGCACAUAUGAGGACUACCUGGAGGGGCUCCGUGUGCUUGACAAAGAGGGCAAUGGCAAAGUCAUGGGAGCAGAGCUCAGACAUGUUCUUACCACCCUGGGAGAGAAGAUGACAGAGGAAGAGGUGGAGACUGUCCUAGCAGGCCACGAGGACAGCAACGGCUGUAUCAACUAUGAGGCCUUCCUGAAGCACAUCCUAAGCCUCUGAGCUCCCCAGAGUCCUCCCCGGCUAGUGUCGUCCUGAGGCUCCUAGACCAACCAGACAGAAGAGCAG